AUGUUUUGGGGAAGAGGAGAUUCAGAUACCACCACUAUUGUUCCAACAACCGAGAAUAUCUCAAAUCAAACUCUUACGGAUGGAGGGGAAUCUGAAAACAAAUUCGAAACUUUUGUAGAGCAUGAAAUAGGUGGCAUUGUUGGUUUGGUGUUCGGACUGUUGUUUUCAGCUGCUCUGAUUCUAGCUGCAUGGAUAACUUACCGACGACACAGAGCAAGAAACGAAGAAUAUCGGAGAGAUAUGGAGGUGUUCUUGAAGUCGAAGAGAAAUGCUGGGGUAUAUGUGGACACUACUGUUGACACGCCGCCUAUUGUGAGACAGAAGGAUGCUGUAUAUGACUCUUUACAACAAGACUUGUAUGAACAUGACUCAGAAGAGGAGUUCUGA
This is a messenger RNA of Saccostrea echinata, 387 nucleotides long. RefSeq lists its product as uncharacterized. The coding region runs from base 1 to 387 and encodes 128 amino acids. NCBI's taxonomy places the organism in Eukaryota, Metazoa, Mollusca, Bivalvia, Ostreida, Ostreidae. The record is from RefSeq and is a predicted model, not a curated record. The transcript is spliced from 4 exons.